Molecule: messenger RNA, 1646 nt
Organism: Fundulus heteroclitus (mummichog)
Lineage: Eukaryota; Metazoa; Chordata; Actinopteri; Cyprinodontiformes; Fundulidae
Gene: acaa2
Product: acetyl-CoA acyltransferase 2
Exons: 10
Coding region: 1-1191 (396 amino acids)
Biological process (GO): fatty acid beta-oxidation
Molecular function (GO): acetyl-CoA C-acetyltransferase activity
Source: RefSeq, a predicted model, not a curated record
AUGGCGCUUAUCCGAGGCGUUUUCAUUGUAGCGGCCAAGCGCACUCCAUUUGGUACAUACGGUGGCGUACUGAAGGACCACAGCGCCACAGACCUGGCUGAGCAUGCAGCCAAAGCUGCCCUCGCCGCCGGCGCCGUGGCUCCAGAGAUCGUAAACAGCGUCAUCAUGGGAAAUGUCAUGCAGAGUUCUGCUGAUGCUCCGUAUAUUGCUCGUCAUGUUGGUCUGAGGUGUGGCGUUCCCAUCCCGGUUCCUGCUCUCACCGUGAACAGACUGUGUGGAUCUGGUUUCCAGUCCAUCAUCAACGGUGCUCAGGAGAUUUGUCUCAGAGAGUCGGACGUGGUUCUGUGUGGAGGUUCAGAGAGCAUGAGCCAGGCCCCUUACGCUGUCCGUAACAUCCGCUUUGGAACAAAGUUUGGGUUUGAUCUUAAGCUGGAGGACACCUUGUGGGCGGGCCUGACUGACCUCCACGUUAAGAUCCCGAUGGGCAUCACUGCAGAAAACCUGGCAGACAAAUACCAGCUAACACGAGAGGACUGUGACAACUACGCAUACCAGACACAACAGAAGUGGAAGGCGGCUCAUGAAGCUGGUCACUUCACCGCUGAAAUUGCGCCGAUUGAGGUGAAAGCAAAGAAAGGCAAAGCUUUAAUGUCUCACGAUGAACACCCUCGACCUCAGACCACGCUGGAACAGAUGGCCAAGCUGCCGACUGUCUUCAAGAAGGGAGGAACCGUCACCGCUGCCAACGCGUCGGGUGUCUCUGAUGGUGCUGCUGCGCUGGUGAUCACAAGUGAGGAAGCCCUGAAGGAACACAAGCUCACCCCACUGGCCAGAGUUGUCGCCUAUCACGUGUCGGGCUGUGACCCGAGCAUAAUGGGGAUCGGUCCGGUCCCAGCUGUAACUGAAGCUCUGAAAAAGGCCGGUCUGUCUCUCAGCGACAUGGAUCUUGUUGAGGUGAAUGAAGCUUUUGCUCCUCAGUAUCUGGCCGUAGCCAAGGCUCUUGGACUGGACCCAGAAAAAUCUAACGUCAACGGCGGAGCUAUUGCCAUCGGGCAUCCCCUCGGUGCCUCUGGGGCGCGCAUCACUGCUCACCUGGUGCAUGAGCUAAGGCGGAGAGGAGGAAAGUACGCCGUGGGCUCGGCUUGUAUCGGUGGAGGCCAGGGCAUCGCCAUCGUCCUGGAAAAGUGCUAACAGAGGAUUCCUGUGAAAUAAAUGCCAACCACGCAGACCGUCCACCCGCAUGAGAUAAAACGUAGUCGGUACUCAGUCAGAGGAAUGUCUUCAGAUGUUCAAUAAUGAAGAAUAGCAGCUCGAUUUGGAAACAAUAAGCAUAACUAAUCAAACGUUUGUCUCAUUCUCUGCCAGUCGAACUUUGCAACAUGUGUUUGAGUCCGAUGCCUUAAGAGAUGUGUAAAAGUAAAGCUGUAGCCGGCACCUCUGUGCUCAUUGCACAGAAGUUUAGGAGCCGUUAUGUGCCUAAAAGACAACGCGCUGAUCCUUAGGCAAGUUAACAUGUGUAGCUUGGUAUUAUAGUGAAGUUUAAAAUGCUCCCCAUCACUUUGAUUUCCAGGUUUAGUGACUCUACCAACAAAUUUUUAUACUUCUCUGUCAAAGAAUCCAAAAUAAAAUUGUCCUAAAAAUAACUA